CUAACAAACUAGUUGACUUUUUACAAUAUGUGACAAACAAAAAAAAACAAAAUUCAUAAAUAUACACCUAAACCAACCCAUCGCCAACCGCAGCUUAUCAGCUUCAAACCACUUUCAUUCCAUCACAGAUCCAAAAUGCUGAAGACAUCGCAGUCUCGCAAUAAGAGUAACCUUCAAACACAAUUUAUUCCCUACUUUUUGAAGGGCAACACCGAAUACGGGGACAGCCAUGAUGGCAGGGACUCGGAGAGGUCAGGCAACGUUAAGCAAGUGGUUGUCGGGAUCUGUGCCAUGGCCAAGAAGGCGCAAUCGAAGGCCAUGAAGGAGAUAUUAGCACGACUUGGCGAGUUCCCAUACAUUAAGCUGGUGACUUUCGAGGAGACUGUGAUCCUGCAGGAGCCCGUCCAGAAUUGGCCCAUCUGCGACUGCCUGAUCUCGUUUCACUCGAAGGGAUUCCCGCUGGAGAAGGCCAUCAAAUAUGCCCAGCUGCGAAAUCCCUUUCUGCUCAAUAAGCUGGAUAAGCAGUACGAUAUCCUCGACCGCAGGCGGGUCUAUGCCAUUCUGGAGAAGGAGGGCAUCGAGAUUCCUCGCUAUGCGGUCCUCGAUCGUGACAUGGCGAAUCCAAAGCAACGCGAGCUUAUCGAGUCGGAUGACCAUGUGGAGGUUAAUGGAAUUAUCUUCAACAAGCCUUUUGUGGAGAAGCCAGUGUCGGCGGAAGAUCACAACAUCUAUAUUUACUAUCCCUCAUCGGCGGGCGGCGGUAGUCAGAGACUAUUCCGGAAGAUUGGCAGCCGGAGCAGCGUGUAUUCGCCGGAAUCGAGAGUGCGAAAAACGGGCUCCUUCAUCUAUGAGGACUUUAUGGCCACCGAUGGGACCGAUGUCAAGGUGUAUACUGUUGGUCCGGACUAUGCCCACGCGGAGGGUCGCAAGAGUCCGGCGCUCGAUGGCAAGGUGGAACGCGACAGAGAGGGCAAGGAGAUCCGGUAUCCGGUUAUCCUUAAUCAUACCGAGAAGCUCAUCGCGCGUAAGGUAUGCUUGGCCUUCAAGCAGACAGUCUGUGGCUUUGAUCUCCUGCGGGCCAACGGCAAGAGCUACGUCUGCGAUGUCAAUGGAUUUAGCUUUGUGAAGAAUUCGAACAAAUAUUACGACGACUGCGCUAAGAUCCUGGGGAAUAUUAUCCUGCGAAAGUUAACUGCCACGCUUAGCACCCCCUUGUCCAUUUCCUUUCGCCUGGACGAGCCACCCAUUAUGCCCACCAUCUUUGGCAAGAUGAUGGAGCUGCGAUGUGUGGUGGCCGUGAUCCGGCAUGGCGACCGUACGCCCAAGCAAAAGAUGAAGGUGGAAGUGCGGCACCGAAAAUUCUUUGAGGUCUUUGAGAAAUACAAUGGCUAUAAUUUGGACCAUGUCAAGCUCAAGAAACCAAAGCAGCUGCAGGAGAUCCUGGACAUUGCCCGCUUCCUGCUUGCCGAGAUUCAAAAGAAUUCUGGUGUUGAGAUCUGGGAAAAGGAGAGCGAACUGGAGCAGAUGAAGACUGUCCUGGAGAUGCAUGGUCAUUUCUCGGGCAUCAAUCGCAAGGUGCAGAUAAAGUACCAGUCGAAGGGUUGGCCAUGUGGUUCCAGGUCCGAUAAUGGUGAGCAUUGUGCUAAGCAAUGCAAAGCCAAUCUGGAAACCGAUCAAUCGCCGGAUCCUUCGCUCAUCCUCGUUCUUAAGUGGGGUGGCGAACUUACGCCUGUGGGUCGUGUCCAGGCAGAGGAACUGGGUCAAAUCUUUCGGUGCAUGUAUCCGCGCGGACAGGGCAGAGCCGACUAUACGGGCACCCAGGGAUUGGGUCUCUUGCGAUUGCACUCCACCUUCCGGCACGAUCUAAAGAUAUAUGCCUCGGAUGAGGGUCGUGUCCAAAUGACCGCUGCCGCCUUUGCCAAGGGCCUGUUGGCCUUGGAGGGUGAACUAACACCUAUCCUUGUACAGAUGGUGAAAAGUGCCAAUACAAAUGGACUCCUGGACAAUGACGGUGAUUGCAACUACUAUCAGAAUCUGGCUAAAGAUCGCUUGUACGAGCUUAUGCAGAACGAUCGCGAGUUCACUCAGGUGGAUCGCGAGAAAAUUAAUCCGUGCAACAACAAAUCAAUCAAUCAGGCGCUAAACUUUGUCAAGAAUCCGGUUUAUUGUUGCCAUCACGUCCUUCUGCUCAUCCGCGAGCUCCUCCAUGUGAUCAGUGUUAAGAAAGAUGAUCCAAGGACCAAAAAUGCAAUCCUGUACCACGAAGAAACCUGGGACCUCAUGCGUUGUCGCUGGGAGAAGAUAGAAAAGGACUUUAGAAGCAAAUCGAAGAAGUUCGACAUUUCCAAAAUACCAGACAUUUAUGACUGCAUCAAGUACGAUGUGCAGCAUAACCAACAUACGCUGCAGUACGAUCGAGCCGAGGAGCUGUAUGUGUACACAAAGAACCUGGCGGAUAUAGUGGUGCCGCAGGAGUAUGGACUGACGCGGCAGGAGAAGUUGGCCAUUGGACAUGGGAUCUGUUCGCCGCUGCUGCGUAAGAUCAAGACCGAUCUGCAGCGCAAUAUUGACGAGGUGGAGGAUGAGUUUAUGAAUCGCUUGAAUCCGCACUAUAGCCACGGUGUUGCCAGCCCCCAGCGGCAUGUGCGGACGCGGCUGUACUUCACCAGUGAGUCCCAUAUCCACUCGCUGCUCACAAUCCUUCGCUAUGGCGAGUUGCUCAAUGUCGUCACCGAUCAGCAAUGGCGGCGCGCCAUGGAGUACAUCUCGACGGUGGCCGAGCUGAACUACAUGUCCCAGAUUGUCAUUAUGCUGUACGAGGAUCCCACCAAGGACCCCACAUCCGAGGAGCGCUUCCACAUCGAGCUCCACUUCAGUCCCGGCGUUAAUUGCUGCGUCGGGAAGAAUCUACCACCAGGUCCUGGCUUCCGGCCUCAUUCCCACGACGACUGUGACAGUCUCCGGUCGUCGGGGGAAAUGAAUCCCGCAGAGCUAGCAGAGGAGACGCAGAAGCCCAAGGAACUUUUGACUCACCAAACAGAAUUUGGCUUCAAAUGCCUGUCACUGAGGGCGAAGCUUCGGUCAAAGCCUACUACCACUAUACAUAAUCAUAAGCCCAGCGGUCGUAAAGCCAUGAAUUUAGACAAUGAGCUGGUAUCACUGCAGCACGAGUUCCCCCAAUUCUACCCGCAGUUUCGACCUAUCAGUCCGGACAUCCGGUCGGACAAAAUCGUUUGUGAGCCAAGAUCCCGAAGCCCCGAGCAGCGAGCCCUGGAUGAUAACUGCGCUAAGCUGCCAGUGCCACCCAUUCGACCACUGGAGACACUACACAAUGCUCUGUCGCUCCGCCAGCUCGACUAUUUCCUGCAGGACAUGAUUGGGGCACAGUUCUCUAGGUCAAUGCCCUUAAUGCCCAAGACGGAUACCACGAGCGGAGGACAACAGUAUAUCCUUUCGCCAACGUUCUUCCAAGGAGGCAGCGAAGCGGGUUCCACAGUUCGAAUACACUCGGAGUUAGGGCACAAAGAAGAGAUUGUGCAAAAGCGCAGGCAUAAGUGAUACUUCUCUCUAUAUUUACUUCUAUAU
Drosophila serrata is the source of this 3585-nucleotide messenger RNA. RefSeq names its product inositol hexakisphosphate and diphosphoinositol-pentakisphosphate kinase-like. The record is from RefSeq and is a predicted model, not a curated record. Gene Ontology annotation, cellular component: cytosol. NCBI's taxonomy places the organism in Eukaryota, Metazoa, Arthropoda, Insecta, Diptera, Drosophilidae. Gene Ontology annotation, molecular function: 5-diphosphoinositol pentakisphosphate 1-kinase activity; inositol hexakisphosphate kinase activity. Gene Ontology annotation, biological process: inositol metabolic process; inositol phosphate biosynthetic process.